Anopheles nili is the source of this 1341-nucleotide messenger RNA. RefSeq names its product tubulin beta chain-like. The record is from RefSeq and is a predicted model, not a curated record. The coding region runs from base 1 to 1341 and encodes 446 amino acids. Gene Ontology annotation, molecular function: GTPase activity; GTP binding; structural constituent of cytoskeleton. Gene Ontology annotation, biological process: mitotic cell cycle; microtubule cytoskeleton organization. The transcript has a single exon. NCBI's taxonomy places the organism in Eukaryota, Metazoa, Arthropoda, Insecta, Diptera, Culicidae. Gene Ontology annotation, cellular component: microtubule; cytoplasm.
AUGCGUGAAAUUGUUCAUCUCCAAACCGGGCAGUGCGGGAACCAGAUCGGUGCAAAGUUUUGGGAGGUAAUUUCGAAUGAGCAUGGCAUCGAUGCUACCGGGGCGUUUCAAGGAGAUUGCGGAGAUUUGCAAUUGGAACGAAUAAACGUCUACUAUAAUGAAGCUUCCGGUGGAAAAUAUGUACCACGUGCUGUUCUGGUUGACCUUGAACCCGGAACUAUGGAUUCCGUUCGUUCAGGGCCAUUUGGUCAAUUAUUUCGUCCUGAUAACUUCGCGUUCGGACAGUCAGGUGCCGGAAAUAAUUGGGCCAAAGGACACUACACCGAAGGUGCAGAGCUAGUCGAUUCUGUACUGGACAUUGUCCGCAAGGAAGCCGAAGGUUGCGACUGCCUACAAGGGUUUCAGCUUACGCACUCACUGGGAGGCGGGACAGGAUCCGGCAUGGGCACAUUGUUGAUUUCAAAGAUUCGAGAAGAGUACCCAGAUCGCAUUAUGAACACAUUCUCAAUUGUUCCUUCUCCCAAAGUAUCAGACACCGUAGUGGAACCUUACAACGCCACGCUCAGCGUUCACCAGUUGAUAGAAAAUACGGAUGAAACAUAUUGCAUCGACAACGAAGCAUUGUACGAUAUUUGUUUCAGAACACUGAAGCUAACCACACCAACCUACAGCGAUCUGAAUCAUCUGGUCUCAGCUGCCAUGUCAGGAGUAACGACGUGUCUACGCUUUCCUGGUCAACUAAACGCAGAUCUUCGUAAGCUAGCGGUGAACAUGGUUCCGUUCCCCAGGCUUCAUUUUUUUAUGACCGGAUUCGCGCCUCUCACGUCACGAGGCGCACAGCAGUACCGUGCCCUCACGGUGCCUGAGCUAACGCAACAGAUGUUUGAUGCGAAAAACAUGAUGGCCGCUUGCGAUCCUCGUCAUGGACGCUACCUCACGGUGGCUGCGAUCUUUCGCGGUCGCAUGUCGAUGAAAGAGGUGGACGAGCAGAUGAUGAACGUGCAGACUAAAAACAGUAGUUACUUCGUCGAAUGGAUUCCCAACAAUGUAAAAACGGCUGUUUGCGAUAUUCCACCACGAGGACUCAAAAUGUCGUCCACCUUUAUCGGUAACUCGACGGCCAUACAAGAGAUUUUCAAGCGUAUUGCGGAACAAUUUACAGCCAUGUUUCGUCGCAAAGCUUUCUUGCAUUGGUACACCGGCGAGGGUAUGGACGAGAUGGAGUUUACUGAGGCGGAAAGUAAUAUGAACGAUUUGGUGUCUGAGUACCAGCAAUAUCAGGAAGCUACGGCUGAUGAAGCAGGUGAAAUGGAUGAAGAGGAAGAGGGAGGCGAAGAUUAG